AUGGAGGCCUACGUUACGGUGCCCCAUCGGGUGGUGCAGGUCGUGGAGGACAUCACCCCGACGCUGGCCCUGCAGACGUUCAUUGCGGUGCUGUUCUUCUCAUGUCUCGCCACGCGAAUCAUCAGCGGUCUGCAAAGCCGGCCGAAGAAGGUCAUCGAGGGCGAACCGCAUCCGGUCAGGAAGCUUCCUUACUGGAUUCCUGGGCUGGGACACUUGGUGUCUGUGGCCAGGGGCCACCGAGACUUCAUUCUCAAGGCAGGACAAACCAUCAACGAGCCGAUCGUGGCGCUUCAGAUGGGGCGCCAGACUCAUAACAUGAUCUUCUCGCCGUCCAUGACCAAGGCGCUAUUUGCCCACCGAGGCGCAUCGACGGAUUUCUUCGUGUUUCGCAUCAUGGAAAACGUGUUUGGUGAUGGAGGUGCAACUCGGCGCAUGGACAAGAGCCAUAUAAAGUCUCUUAACCAUGCUCUGGGCCUGAUCUUGCGGGAGCCUUAUGUGACGGAUACCUCGUCGGCUGCAGUCAAACUCAUCCAACAGGAGAUCGCCAACUUGGUUUCCUUCGCCCACAGCGUUGUCGAUCAAAAUGUCUGGGAACGCGGCAGCGACGUCUCCGUGGUCGACGGUAGCGAUCCUCCUGUCGCCGAGGCGAAUCUAUUCGCGCUGACAAGGAGCUUUAUCGCAUACAUCACGACGACCGCCUUCAUGGGGACAUCAUUCGUCGAGUUCUACCCCGGUCUUCUGCAAGACAUGUGGACCUUUGAUAAGGCAUUCUCUCUGCUUAUUGCAGGAGCCCCCAAAUGGCUUCCUAUGCCGAGUGUGUCGGCCGCGUAUGGUGCUCGUGAUCGUCUUCACAAGCUCGUUACCGCGCUGCAUAUGGCGUUUGCGGCUGUCGAGGAUGGCCGCGAUCCAGGGGUCAUGCUCCGUGAUCUUGACGACCUUUCCGAGAUGAUCAAGCAGCGUAUGCGGACCUGGAGGAAGGCUGGGUAUUCCCCAAGCGUUGCUGCCAAAGGAGACCUGGCCGUGCUCUGGGCUAUGAAUGUGAACAGUUCGAGCAUUGUUUUCUGGAUCCUGCUCCACAUUUAUUCAGACCCUAGUCUGCAUGCUGCACUGGAAGAGGAAAUGGCACCCUUUGUCAAAGCUUCUCGUCUUACUCCCAAAGAGACUGGCCUUCCGUUCGCCGAGCCGCCGCGUCUCUCUCUUAACCUGGAGGGGUUGCUCACCUCGUGCCCGCUGCUCCGAGCGACGUUCUAUGAGGCCAUCCGGAUGUACACUAACUCCGCGUCCUACCGAGAGCUGUCCAGCGACCUCACCCUGACCGAAUCGGCCGAAGACGCGGCCAUCUUUGGAGCCGCGCAGCCACGGUCGUACCACUUCCGCAAGGGCGAUAUCCUUGUCGUGCCCAAUGGCGCACAUCAAAUGGAUCCUCGGUACCAUAAGAAUCCCGAUAAAUUCGACCCCCAUCGAUUCAUCGUGAAGGAUCCGGAAACGGGCAAGGUGUCGACAGAGAUGGGCACGAUUCGGCCUUUCGGCGGUGGUGCAUCGAUGUGCAAGGGACGUGUCUUUGCGGAACGCGAAAUAUUGGCCUUCACCGCUGCCAUUCUCGCGCUGUGGGACGUCAAACCCGUGAGCCCGAAGGGCUGGAAGCGUCCGGGUUUAAAGCCCGGGAGCGCUACCUAUAUCCCGGUUGGCGAUGUGAGAGUCCGGAUGAAGCAUCGUGUCUAG
Rasamsonia emersonii CBS 393.64 is the source of this 1722-nucleotide messenger RNA. RefSeq names its product Cytochrome P450. Bases 1 to 1722 code for a protein of 573 amino acids. Gene Ontology annotation, molecular function: heme binding; iron ion binding; oxidoreductase activity, acting on paired donors, with incorporation or reduction of molecular oxygen. The record is from RefSeq and is a predicted model, not a curated record. Lineage: Eukaryota; Fungi; Ascomycota; Eurotiomycetes; Eurotiales; Trichocomaceae. The transcript is spliced from 2 exons.